Molecule: messenger RNA, 272 nt
Organism: Staurois parvus
Lineage: Eukaryota; Metazoa; Chordata; Amphibia; Anura; Ranidae
Source: the annotation of a GenBank genome assembly
UGCCACAUCAGUGCCACAUUUCAGUGCCCAUCAGUGCCACCCAUCAGUGCCAGUCAGUGCCACCUAUCAAUGCCAGUCAGUGCCACCUAUCAGUGCUACCAAUCAGUGCAACCUAUCAGUGCUGCCAAUCAGUGCCGCCUAUCAGUGCCAGUCAGUGCUGCCUAUCAGUGCCUGUCAGUGCCGCCUAUCAGUGUGCAUCAGUGCCACCUAACAGUGCCAGUCAGUGCCACCUAACAGUGCCAGUCAGUGCCGCCUAUCAGUGCCAGUCAGUG